AUGGCCGCCGACUUGCCAUUGCCAGCAGGGCUGUCUUGGCAACCCUUCUCCGAUGGCAGAGUGCCAGUGAAUGCCGUCAAGGGAGGUUGGUCAUCUGACACGAAUGAGCCCUUCUACGUCGGGCGCAGCGGCCACAAGGGCGACAUCACUCCAGGAAAGGUCCAUCCUGGCCAUGGCUGCCUGUACUUGCCUUCAGGGGCGGAGGAACACAAGCACAAGAGCUACGAGGUCUUGCAAGCCGAUCCUGCGGUAAACUUGCACUGGCUGAGAUACAGCGGGGGUCAUGUGCCUCCUGGAGCAGUUCCAGGGGGAGUUGACCAUGACGCCGGGGGUCCAUCCUACAUUGGUCGGACCGUCAACAAGCACAAAGGCGACACUGUACCGGGCAAGAUCGUUCCGAAGCUCUGCGGCCUCUACUUUGCUUCCGGUGGGAAGGAAUAUUUCAGGUCAGAGUACGAGGUCUUGGUCGUUGAUGACCCAGAUGAGUACGAGCUUAGUGAUGUCAAGUUCGACAUCGCCGGGGCAAAAUCGAGGAAGGACCCCAAUCAGGUGAGCAUCGGCAAGGAGACCUUCACAAAUCGGAGUCCGCUUGAGCAGAGUAGUACCCUCUGCAUCGACUUCCAGGACACGAAGACGGAGAACUGGGGCCAUCAGGUGGGCAUCAAGUUAGGGGUGAAGACCAGCUUCAAGACCGGAAUCCCUUGCAUCGUGGAAGGGAAGGUUGAGGUCAGCGGCGAGUUCAGCUACCAGCACUCCUGGGGCAGCGUCCGCUCCACCUCUUCCAAGCAGGCUGCGCAGGUGAACGUGAAAGCAGGUCCCAAUUCCCAAGUCGUUGCCGAAAUGAGAGCCACAAAGUACCAAAUCGAUGUCAAUUAUUCCGCGACCUUGAAACAUCUCAAGGACGGUAAGAUCACCAAGACGGAGCAGAUCAGCGGCACUUAUAAGGGUGCUCAAUUCGCAGACUUCGACGUCACCGUUUCGAAGCCCACCCCUCUGUAG
Molecule: messenger RNA, 999 nt
Organism: Symbiodinium natans
Lineage: Eukaryota; Dinophyceae; Suessiales; Symbiodiniaceae
Source: the annotation of a GenBank genome assembly